CAUUCUGUUGCUAGCGAGUGCUUGCAAAUCGCGACGAUAUCGAGCGUAAAGACUAAGCGCAAAAAUGGAGGACACUCGGCGGGGAAUUGGAAAUGCUCGAUGACGAAAGGUAUUUCAAGGUGUAAUUACAUCCACAUCCAAUUGGAUCGCACCUUCGUUCGGUUGCUAGGUCAACAACCUUCGAUGUUAUUCAAAUAAUGCAACGGCUGGAGCAGCCGGUAGCGAGUCGUAAAAGUUUCAAUAAAACACGUUCCUGCUAGUGAACGUAUGUUAAGACUUACACCGAGUUUUAUUUCGCUACGCCGUUUACUAGUUCGAAACGAUCGAUUGCAUAAUAGUAGCUGUUUCUUUCAUCUCGGAAACACGAUCGUAAACGGUGACAACGAUCCAGCUUAUUCCUGAUCGUGUUAAUUUCCACGCAAACUUUGUAAACAUUAUACGUCGCGACGCUCUCGUUAACGCGUCAUUCCCUCCAACUCGAAAGUCUUGCAACUUUGGUGAUCCGUUUUCUGUGUAAAAUUGGUUACGAGCAUCAGGGGACUUAUCGUCGUAAUCGGCUGUCGCUGGCGAUACCAGUCAACCGCGAAGGUUACUCGAGAUGCAGCAUGUACGAUGUAAAUUACACGGAAAUUUUGCUAAAUGGAAGCCACGUACCGGACCCAUCGUGGCCAACGAAAGAUUGCCAACAAGGAUGGGAAUUUAAUUAUACCACCGUCCCUUAUGCGUCUGUGGCAUCCGAGGUGACAGAAAAUGUUCGACUUCUGGGAUGGGUUUGUCAGUAUGAUGCAUUGCCAACCAUAGCUCAAAGUAUCUUCUUCAUCGGCGCUAUCUUCGGAGGAUUAAUUUUUGGAUGGGUUGCUGAUCAAUAUGGAAGAAUACCAGCUUUGCUCGGAGCUAAUUUAAUGGGAUUUCUCGCUGGGGUGGCUACUGCGUUCACGGGUAGCUUCUGGCAGUUCACUUUGUGUCGUUUUUUCGUUGGAUUCGCCUUUGAUAAUUGCUUCACUAUGAUGUACAUAUUAGUAUUAGAAUACGUUGGACCAAAGUGGAGGACAUUCGUGGCGAAUAUGUCGAUCGCAAUAUUCUUCACAUUUGCAACUUGCAUUCUACCCUGGAUCGCCUAUUAUUUGGCCGACUGGAGGAUGACCUGUAUUGUCACCUCGGUUCCUCUUGUUCUAGCCGUAGGUACGCCAUGGUUGAUACCGGAAAGCGCUCGAUGGCUGGUCAGCCAAGGUCAGAUAGACAGGGCCAUUAAAAUCCUUGGUAAAUUCGAGCGAAUCAACGGCACCAAGGUGCCCGAUGACAUCUAUAGACGAUUCCGGGAAACCUGUGCCAGAAUCUGCAAAGAGGAGGAAGCAGACAAAACGUACUCCGUGUUGGAUCUAUUUAGAACGCCACGACUACGGAAUAUCACGAUUCUAUUUAUUGUUAUUUGGAUGGCGAUUUCUUUGGUGUUCGAUGGUCACGUACGAAACGUCGAUAAUUUAGGCCUGGACGUGUUUGUUACGUUCACGAUUGCUGCAGCAACCGAGCUGCCUGCUGACACGUUCCUCACGCUCGUUCUUGAUCGAUGGGGCAGAAGAUGGCUGGCGUGUGGUUCCCUCGUCAUUUCUGGUAUCUUCAGCAUCUGGGCUUCUGCCGUUUCCAAUAGUAUAUAUACAGCUUCUCUGGCAAUUCUCGGUAGAUUUUGGAUAAACAUUUCAUACAAUAUCGGUCUCCAAUAUGCGGCUGAAGUAUUACCAACUGUGGUUAGAGCUCAGGGUGUAGCUUUGAUACAUAUAAUGGGAUACGUUGCUAGUAUCCUCGCACCCUUCGUAGUCUAUCUCAAUGUUGUGUCCUCGUUCCUACCUCUUCUUGUGCUGGGCACACUCGGAAUUAUGGGCGGUCUUCUGACUCUCUUUUUGCCGGAAACAUUGAAUAAGGAUCUUCCGCAGACGCUGCAGGACGGCGAGGAUUUUGGAAAAGAUCAGAAGAUGUGGGAUGUACCUUGUAUCGGAAGGAAACGCGAGGACGAGGAGACACCACCGGUCGCCAUGUUCCGAUCAUUUUCUAGAUGCAGUGCGAGGAAUUCGAUGAGAGCGUCGCUUCGCGGUGAACCUUUAAGGAGUAGCAUGCUACGGAGAUCGAGUAUAAAAUCGAGGAAAAGCGAAAACUCGAUCACAGAGGUCGAAAGGCUGUAGCGAAACGUUCACCACGAAGUACAAUAUUUGUCGCGUUGAUCUCGAGCAAAGAAUCUUUAGUCUUCCAAAAACGUGCAAUACAUGUAUUAGAGUAAGACAAGUCACUGAAUCCAGGAAUCUUAAAUUCCACCGUCAUUAAUAUUCAUUAUCACAAAACAGCGGAUUUUUAUGCAAUUAUGGGUGAUUCGAAGAUACGAAAAUUUAUAGAAUGCGUAUGACGCAAAAUUUUGUAAAAUAUCCAAAAGUACAGCACUAUCGAUGAUAUUUAAUGGAUAGAAACAUACUUUUGCCCAAGUCCUUUCGAUUGUAUCAAAUCUUUCAAUUGUAUUAUUGUAUCCACGAAAAUAUGCAUUUGAAUAAAG
This is a messenger RNA of Bombus huntii, 2539 nucleotides long. Its product is annotated as organic cation transporter protein-like. The transcript is spliced from 8 exons. Gene Ontology annotation, molecular function: transmembrane transporter activity. The coding region runs from base 606 to 2177 and encodes 523 amino acids. Lineage: Eukaryota; Metazoa; Arthropoda; Insecta; Hymenoptera; Apidae. Gene Ontology annotation, biological process: transmembrane transport. The record is from RefSeq and is a predicted model, not a curated record. Gene Ontology annotation, cellular component: membrane.